GGUGGCCGCUUCCUCCCCAAACGGGAGCGGUGACGGGUGCGGCGGCUCCUGAGGCAGCGGCGGGCGCGGGGCGAAGCGGCGGGGCGGGGGCGGCGCGGCCGGCGGCAGGAAGGGAUAAAAACAUGGGAGAAAGAGAACACAGCUAGAGAGCAGCUACUUAUGAGCAGCAUAUGAAGAAGAAGUUCAAGGACUUAAUUAAUGUUUCAGGAGUUCUGACGUAACCAUGAUAGAAGACAAAGGUCCACGAGUGGCUGACUAUUUCGUAGUGGCAGGGCUCACUGAUACAGACACCGCAACCCUCCUGGACCAGGAAAUCAGCCGACAUGAAACGAAGUCAACUGGUCCCAAGGCUCCAAUUACUGACAUUGCUGUGAUAAUUAAAUCAGCUGGUGAAACUGUCCCAGAGGGAUAUACCUGUGUUGAGGCCACCCCUACAGCCCUCCAAGCCAACUUAAACUAUGGGAGUCUAAAGAGUCCUGAACUUUUUCUGUGCUACAAGAGAGGCCGGGACAAACCACCUCUUACUGACAUCGGAGUUCUCUACGAGGGGAAGGAACGCAUCAUUUCAGGCUGUGAGGUGAUACAAGCUACUCCGUAUGGUCGUUGUGCUAAUGUUAACAACAGCUCGGCUUCCUCGCAACGCAUCUUCAUCACCUACCGAAGGGCCCCUCCAGUGCGACCCCAGAAUUCACUGGCAGUGACAGAUAUCUGUGUUAUUAUUACCAGCAAAGGGGAAACCCCUCCUCACACGUUCUGUAAAGUGGAUAAGAAUUUAAACUGUGGGAUGUGGGGUUCCAGUGUAUACCUUUGUUACAAGAAGUCUGUGCCAGCUUCUAACUCUUUAGCAUAUAAAGCUGGCUUACUUUUCAGAUACCCUCAAGAGAACUAUGAGUCAUUUCCGCUAUCAGACUCUGUACCUCUAUUCUGCCUUCCUAUGGGAGCUACUAUUGAAUGCUGGGACCCUCAAACCAAAUAUCCACUACCAGUGUUCUCAACAUUUGUACUGACCUGCUCUUCAGCAGAAAAGGUUUACGGUGCUGCUAUCCAGUUUUAUGAGCCUUAUCCCCGGGAGCUGCUAACAGAAAAACAGCAAUCACAGCUGGGUCUUCUGACAACUGUAGAGAGAAAAGUGAUUACUUCCAAGUCCAUCAAUUCAAACAAAUGCAUCUGUCUUCUCUCACACUGGCCCUUCUUUGAUGCAUUUCGAAAAUUUCUUAUGUUCAUCUACAAACUCUCUGUCUCUGGACCUCAUCCUCUUCCCAUUGAAAAGCAUAUAUCCCAUUUUAUGCACAAUAUACCUUUCCCUUCACCACAAAGGCCAAGGAUUCUUGUGCAGCUUUCUGCCCAUGAUGCAUUAAUAUUGUCACAGCCAGUUUCUACACCGUUGCCAUUAAGUGGAGCAAACUUUAGCACUUUGCUCAUGAAUCUUGGACCAGAAAACUGUGCCACUCUGCUACUCUUUGUAUUACUAGAAGGCAAGAUCCUCCUCCACUCCCUUAGACCAGCUGUGUUGACAGGAGUUGCUGAAGCUGUAGUAGCUAUGAUAUUUCCAUUUCAGUGGCAAUGUCCAUAUAUCCCCCUCUGUCCUUUGUCUCUGGCCACCGUACUCAGUGCACCUCUUCCAUUUAUUGUUGGAGUUGAUUCACGAUACUUUGAUCUGUACGAUCCACCACAGGAUAUUGUGUGCAUUGACUUAGACACAAACAUGGUUUACAUAUCAGAUGAUAAGAAGAGCACCAACUGGAAGCAGUUUCCUAAAAAGCCAUGUAAAAGUCUUCUCAGCACCUUAAAGAAACUGCACCCACAGCUUGCAGCAGUUCACAGGAAAACUCAAGAAGGCUCUGCAGUGGAAAUGACUCCUAUAGAGGCAGAUUUCUCCUGGCAGAAGAAGAUGAUAGAACUUGAGAUGGAGAUCCAGGAAGCUUUUCUCCGUUUCAUGGCAUCUAUCUUGAAGGGUUACAGAACAUUCCUCAGGCCAAUCACACAGGCACCUUCUAAUAAAGCAACUGCUGCCGAUUCGUUGUUUGAUCAUCAAGGAUUUUUAAAAAGCAGAGACCGGGCCUAUACGAAGUUCUACACGCAUCUCACCAAAACACAGAUAUUCAGCCGCUUUAUUGAAGAGUGCAGUUUUGUGAGCGACAAGGAUACUGGCUUGGCAUUUUUUGAUGACUGCAUAGAAAAGCUCUUUCCCGAUAAAGGAACGGAAAAAGGAGAGAAGGUCGAUGUAGAUUCUGUUGAAGAUACACGCUUGAUUGAGCUUGAUGAGUCACAAAAAAGUGAGCACACAGUGUUCAUAAUGCCACCAGAACCACCUGCUGAUGAUGGACAGGACCGAGUGCCAAAAUACAGCUAUAAAAACUUCCCGCGAUUAGAUUUCAAGCUCUUUGACAGGCCACAGGAGCUCAAGCUCUCCUUCAGCAGACACCCAGCUGGAAGCAGCAUUUCAAAUAGUCCAGCACUCAUGGCAAAGAGGACAAAACAGGAGAUAAAAACAGCCCAUAAAUUAGCCAAGAAAUAUUAUGUAAGCCCCUCCCAGUGGGCUAAGUGUCUCUUCAGUCAUAGUUACAGCCUAUGGUUUAUUUGCCUGCCAGCCUAUGUCAGAGUUGCACAUCCUAAGGUCAAAGCACUGCAACAGGCCUAUGAUGUUCUGAUUAAAAUGAGGAAAACCGAAGUGGAACCACUAGAUGAGGUCUGUUACAGAGUAGUAAUGCAGCUCUGUGGACUGUGGGGUCAGCCUGUUCAGGCUGUGAGAGUCCUUUUUGAAAUGAAAAAUGCUGGAAUACAGCCAAAUGCCAUCACCUAUGGUUAUUACAAUAAGGCAGUUUUAGAGUCUUCUUGGCCUAGUGGUAACCGCAGUGGCAUAUUCCUGUGGACAAAGGUACGAAAUGUAGUUCGUGGCACAGCGCAGUUUAGGCAGUGCCUGAAGAAAUCAAUGCAGAGCCCACAAGUGCCUAUGAUACCAGCUCUGCGGAGUCCCACGGGUGGAAGUGAUGGGGACAUGGUGAGCCAUGGUAGCGUGGAUAGUUCUAAUGAUGCUAACAGUGGGGAGCACACCCUCUUCGUCAGUGACUUAGUCAGGCUUGAUUCCGUUGAUAAUCACUCUAGCACAGGUGAUCAGUCAGACCAGGGUUACAGAUCCAAGGAUGAACUCUUGAGAGAUGGUGAGGAUAGUCUUUCUGCAACUGAAACACAAGUAGAGAAAGAUAUUUCUUCUAACCUUGAAGACUUAAUAGGAGAGAUUUCUACAGAAAAAUCUUAUGAAAAGCAACAGCUGAAUAUAGAAACUCCGAGUCCAGCUGAUCCACAUGCUUGGGGUAACAGUAUUGUGAAAGUUCCAUCAGGCAUUUUUGAUAGCAGUGGAAGAAAGAGCAGUGAUGAAACUGUUUCUAGCCCACUGUUCAUAACUCAGGAUUCACUUGAAGAUACAGUCUUUGGUAAUGUUUCUCCUAAGAAAACAAAUGAAAAAAGACAGAAGAGGCAAAAACUCUUUUCACAGAGAAGCUGCAGUUUCAGCAGUGAAAGCAGAGCUGGAAUGCUGCUGAAAAAAGGCAGCUUGGACUUGCAUUCUAAAGAAAUAGCAAUAAUGAUGGGAGCAGAUGCCAAGAUCCUAACAGCAGCUUUAUCUGGGGCCAAAACUCCACCUUCUCAUAUGACUAAAUCACACAGUUUUGAAAAUAUCACUGACCAGCAGAUUUCUGACGUGAGUGGCACUUGGAGAGGUGUGACUGAGAGUGAUUGGGAACUAGAACAUAGGUCUUCACCAGUACUGGAAGAACCUGGGGAAGGGCAGGAGGAUCUUGAGAAUGGAAGUGAUGGAAAUAUGACCACAGUGGAAGACAUGAAUCUUGAACAGUCAGAUGAGUCUAAAAGCCAUAAAACAGAAUCUAAAGAUGCAACUGCUAGAAGAAAUAGCUUUUAUGGAUUGGUUAAGCCUAUUGAAAGGGAAGAUGUUGAAGUAGGCUUGGACCCUCUGUCUUUGCUAGCUACUGACAGUACACAAACAGGUUAUCCAGAACCUGGAGAAAAGCUGAUGUCACCAGUUGCAGCACGUAAUUUGGCAGAUGAAAUAGAGAGCUAUAUGAAUUUGAAGAACCCAUUGGGUAGUAAGUUUCCCAGCAUGGAACUGCACAAGCCAGAUAAGGAAGCAGAUACUUCUGGUACACUUGGUCACUCCCAAGAAAGAAGGUCAAGCCUGCCUUUGGAUCCCAUCCUGCCAUCCUCCAAGUGUUAUGAAAAUCGAAGAAGUCCUUCUGUCUCCAGAUCCAAAACAUUCGCUGUACGAUCAAAGCAACAAACUCACCCACAAGUUCAAAAGGAGCGGUCUUCAUCUUUGACAGGACUGGGUCGCUCUUCCCCACAUGGCUCACUAGGAACUGUUGUAACAACUUUAUCCAAUUUGAAGUUAGACAAUAUACUGUCUGGACCAAAAAUAGAUGUUUUGAAAACAGGCAUGAAGCAGGCUGCUAAUGUGGCCAGUAAGAUGUGGGGAGUGGUAACAUCAGCAUAUAGUUACUCAGAUGAUGAGGAAGAAAGAUAUCAACCAGACUAUAACUUCCCUGUGGGCUUUGAAGACACUAUUUUAGGAGAUAAUCUGUCAUCAAGAAUUGGAGUCCCAGGCCUACUUACAAAUGAACUUGCACAAAGCACUACUAGUCUUGGUAGUAGCAGCAGUGGUGGUGAUGUAGGAAGACAGCAUUACAGUGCAGGUGAAGUUUCAUUCCCAAAAAGUAUGAAAGUUCUAGAUUCUGAGAAAUCAGAGCACAGCUCUUCACAUAAUACUAGUUUAUCCAGCAUUUUCCAGAACUAUGCAAUGGAGGUCUUGAUGUCAAGUUGCUCUCAAUGUAGAGCUUGUGAUGCUUUAGUUUAUGAUGAAGAAAUCAUGGCUGGGUGGACAGCAGAUGACUCAAACCUGAACACUACCUGCCCUUUCUGUAAAAGUACCUUCCUACCUUUUCUUAAUGUUGAAUUUAAAGACCUCCGUGGCUCUGCAAGCUUUUUCCUGAAGCAAAGUACCUCAGGAGAUAGUUUACAGAGUGGCACCCUUCCAUUAACCACGGAUCCUCUGGAGCAGAAACCGUUGUCCAGUCCAGCCGUUGCUGACUUGAUCAGUUUUUCUGAUCACCUGCAGUCCAGCCACACCAUAGCUGAAGAAACUAGCUCUGCAGCUGAGCAGGGUGAUUUGGCAGAAGAACAGACUACAGAUCCCACCACCAUGAAGACACAUGCCAAUAAUCCACCAAAAAGGGGCGUGUCCUUGACUCGGAGCCACAGUGUGGGAGGUCCACUGCAAAACAUUGAUCUCUCCCAGAGACCAUCUCAUGGCAUUUCAACAGUUAGUCUUCCAAAUAGUUUGCAGGAAGCUGUGGAUCCUUUAAUAAAACAGCGGAACCCUGCCCCUGUAUCUGUACCUUAUUUGAGCCCUUUGGUACUGCAUAAGGAGCUUGAAUCACUCCUGGAGAAUGAGGGAGAGCAAGUAAUUCAUACAUCCAAAUUCAUCAAUCAACAUCCCAUAAUCUUCUGGAACCUAGUCUGGUAUUUUCAACGGUUGGAUUUGCCCAGCAACUUACCUGGACUCAUUCUGACAUCUGAGCACUGCAAUGAGGGAGUGCAGCUUCCUUUGACAUCUCUUGCUCAAGAUAGCAAGCUAGUAUACAUCCAUCUUCUAUGGGACAAUAUCAACCUCCACCAAGAGCCGGGGGAGCCCCUCUAUAUAUCUUGGAGAAAUCUCAGUAAGUAAAACAAAUGCUACAGAAAACAGAGGGAGAAGAGACUAUGGAAAGAAACCGUUGGUUUAUACUAGCUGAAGUGUACACAGCCCAUCAAUUUGCAGUAUUUUUUUAGUAUCUGAAGCAUCUGCAAUCCCUUUACAUAGUAUGGGUAUCAAAUUAGUUGUGAAAAUAAGUUUGAUCUGCUCAUCACAUGUCAUACACUUACAAGAUGCUCUAGACAUGGUGCUAAAUAACCCUCACUUGAUUUGAAUGCAUUAAGUUUCACUUCAGUUUCACUGCAUUAUCUGGUAAUAGCUACACAGGCAUGUACAAGAAGGCUCUGUUACAAAAAAGUAUCUUUUGUAACAUCACCAGGCCCUUUAAUAGGUACA
Onychostruthus taczanowskii (white-rumped snowfinch) is the source of this 6100-nucleotide messenger RNA. RefSeq names its product DENN domain containing 4C (gene DENND4C). Gene Ontology annotation, biological process: regulation of Rab protein signal transduction. The record is from RefSeq and is a predicted model, not a curated record. Gene Ontology annotation, molecular function: protein binding. Lineage: Eukaryota; Metazoa; Chordata; Aves; Passeriformes; Passeridae. Gene Ontology annotation, cellular component: cytoplasmic vesicle. Bases 224 to 5737 code for a protein of 1837 amino acids. The transcript is spliced from 31 exons.